This is a messenger RNA of Solanum lycopersicum (tomato), 551 nucleotides long. NCBI's taxonomy places the organism in Eukaryota, Viridiplantae, Streptophyta, Magnoliopsida, Solanales, Solanaceae. The record is from RefSeq and is a predicted model, not a curated record.
UCUCAGGAGUGAUCGAUGAAUUCUUGUUGUUUAGCCCUUUACAUUUUUAAUGGUUUUCUAGGUAGCAGCGUAAACCAAUCAGCUCGAAAGGUUUUGGCAGUUCUCGGAGAAGGCUCAGCAGAAAAUCCUAGAAGAAAAGUGAGAAAGCUUGAUAACAUUGAGAAACCUAGCACUCUCUUCAAUCAUUAUGCAAAUGGAAGUGGCUGGUGGGAUUGCAACAUGGAAGGUGUUGAUAAUGAAGAAGUGGGGUGUUGUGAAGUAUGGGAAGGAAUGGGUUCUACAACUCUAGGGGGAUUGGAAUGGCACUGAAGUAAGUGAUAUGAGUAGAGAAAAUACUGUAUUUUUGUGAUACAACGACAACAACAUACCCAGUGUAAUAUCAAAGGUGGGGUUUGGGGAGGGUACAACGUACGUUGACCUUAUCCCUACCUCGUGAAGGGAGAUAGAUUGUUGUUGUUGUUGAGACUCUUGAUGUUGGAAUUAUUAGCUUACUUUAACAAGAUUUGUUAUCUUAAAAACACUAAUUAAUAAGAAUUAAAAAUUUAUGCAAA